This is a messenger RNA of Polyodon spathula (Mississippi paddlefish), 898 nucleotides long. RefSeq names its product melanocortin 2 receptor (gene mc2r). Lineage: Eukaryota; Metazoa; Chordata; Actinopteri; Acipenseriformes; Polyodontidae. Gene Ontology annotation, molecular function: corticotropin receptor activity. Gene Ontology annotation, cellular component: membrane. The transcript has a single exon. Gene Ontology annotation, biological process: G protein-coupled receptor signaling pathway. Bases 2 to 898 code for a protein of 298 amino acids. The record is from RefSeq and is a predicted model, not a curated record.
UAUGUUAAAAAACAACAUGAUGGACAAUAGCACACUUGUCUCUGUCAAUAAAACAGACUGUGAAGUGGUGGAAAUCCCUCACGAGAUUUUCUUUGCCAUAGCUAUGGUAAGUCUCACAGAGAACCUAAUGGUCGUAGUUGCUGUAAUCAAGAACAAUAAUCUCCAUUCCCCCAUGUACUGUUUCAUCUGCAGCUUAUCUAUUUUCAACAUGACUGCAAGUGUGUCCAAAACCUGGGAGAAUAUUAUGAUAGUUUUCUCCAAGAUGGGGCAUUUGUAUUCUAGAGGUGAACUUGCUAUGAAGAUGGAUGAUGUAAUGGACGCACUAGUUUGCAUGUCUUUCUUAGGUUCCAUUUUCAGCUUAUUAGCCAUUGCGGUCGACCGAUACAUAACCAUUUUCCAUGCACUGAGGUACCACACUAUAAUGACAAUGAAACGUGUGGCUGCCAUCCUGGCAGGGAUAUGGACAUUUUGUGCAGUAAGUGGUGUUCUUAUGGCAAUAUUUUCCCAUUAUACAAUCAUCAUGACCUGCUUUAUUAUCCUGUUCCUCAUAUCAUUGGCAAUGAUUAUGUUCUUAUAUGUUCACAUGUUUUUGCUAGCAAGGACUCAUGCCAGAAAAAUUGCCUCUCUUCCAGGUAAUACUGUUCACCAAAAAAACAACAUGAAAGGAGCAAUAACACUGGCAAUCCUGUUUGGAGUUUUUAUUGCCUGUUGGUCCCCAUUUUUCUUUCAUCUUCUUCUUAUAAUGAUAUGUCCUUUAAACCCAUACUGUGAGUGCUACAGGUCACUCUUUCAGGUCAAUGUUAUUCUUCUUAUGUGUAACUCUGUAAUUGACCCUUUUAUUUAUGCCUUUCGAAGUGUAGAAUUAAGGAGCACAUUUAGAAAAAUGAUUUGUUGUUGA